Sander lucioperca (pikeperch) is the source of this 2073-nucleotide messenger RNA. Its product is annotated as cerebellar degeneration-related protein 2-like. The transcript is spliced from 6 exons. NCBI's taxonomy places the organism in Eukaryota, Metazoa, Chordata, Actinopteri, Perciformes, Percidae. The record is from RefSeq and is a predicted model, not a curated record. The coding region runs from base 164 to 1510 and encodes 448 amino acids.
UGUCUGUCCGGAGAUGCGCACACACCGGCACCGGUUGUAGCAGGCGUGCAGACAGCAGCUGGACGCGGACUGAACCUUUCCUCGCCGUUUAUUAUCGUCUUUCUUUGACAUGUUUAAAAAGCGGAUUAAUCCUCAAACUGUGUGACUGAUUUUAACCGUGAAGAUGCUGACAGACAUGAUUGUGGAGCAAGAAUUUGAGAUCAAGGAGGAGGAACCGUGGUACGACAAGCAAGACCUUGAACAUGACCUACAGCUGGCAGCCGAGCUCGGGAAGACUCUUCUGGAGCGAAACAGGGAGCUGGAGCAAGGGCUGCAGCAGAUGUACUCCACCAACCAGGAACAACUGCAGGAGAUCGAGUACCUGACGAAGCAGGUAGACCUCCUCAGGCAGGUCAAUGACCAGCACGCUAAAGUGUACGAGCAGCUGGACGUGUCGGCCCGAGAUCUGGAGCACAGCAACCAAAAACUUGUUCUGGACAACAGGGCGGCGCAGCAGAAGAUCCAGGGGCUGACGGAGACGGUGGAGCUGCUGCAGACGCAGGUGGAGGAGCUGCAACAUCAGGUGGAAGAGCUGAAGCUCAGUCCUUCUCCGCCUCGGAAGCCUCCACACCGAGAGAAGUGGCCACCUCGUAGCACUCAGAGUGUGUCCUGCCUGAAAGAGCUGCAAAACACACUCAGGUACGACCACGACGAACCCUCAGACGGUCUUGAGUCUUCCGACAUGUCGUGGCACGAGGAGGAGCAGGCUUCACUACGACAAUCGCUCCGCAGCCUCCAGACUCAGUUCGCCAGUGAGCGCGCUCGGAGGGAGGAGUCGGAGCGAGAGGCCGAGCUGCUCGGCCGUGAAAAUGCAGCGCUGGAGCAGCAGCUGGCGGGGAUGGAGGGCUGCCAGGCCAGAGCGGCUGAGCUGGAGCGUGAGGCCGAGGAGCUUCGUCAGCUCUGGAAAUCCGAUUCCUCCACGAGAUCCAUCAGACCGGACGUCCUCCACAGCCUGCUGCCCAACUCGCUGUUCCUCAGCCCCGAGGAGGAGAACGAGGGGGAUGCAGCUGCAGCGAAAAGCCCCUGGGUCCGGAGGCACUCGGACAGCGAGCGGCUGAUGAAGGCGACGCAGGUGCCCGACUCUCGCGACAGGAUCUACAACCACGAGUGCUCCUGCGUACGCCGAGCCGAGGUGGUGAAGUAUCGCGGCAUCUCGCUGCUCAACGAGGUCGACGCUCAGUACAGUGCCUUGCAGGUGAAGUACGACGAGCUGCUGCGGCGCUGCCACCUGGGGCCGCAAGAGGAGGAGGAGGAGCAGGAUGGGCCCACCCACAAGUCGGUCCAGACUGCCUUCAUGGCCGCCACUUGUCCUGCUCUGACAGACAUGGAGGACUUUGAGGAUGACUUUCACCAGCCGGAGUAUAAGGAACUUUUUAGGGAAAUCUUCUCCCGCAUUCAGAAAACCAAAGAGGACCUGAUUGAAAACCGAGGGCGACUCUCAGCUGGUGAAGUGCUGCCUAUUUUGCAUUAGUAGCUUCUCAAAAAAGAAACUGCUGCAAGAUGAAUUAUUGUCUUCCAGUUAAAGAGCGAGUCUUUGGAAAUACUCUUACAGCAGCACAUGAAGCUAACUAACUCUAUACUUUACAUGUAUGUUGUUUUUGCCCAGAAAUGGUGAUCGCCAUGCAAAGGGGUUAAGAGAUGAGAGCAAUGCAGGAACAAGAAGCACCAGCUCAUGUCUCAGAUGUGGCUCAUUUUUGCACAGAAACACCAGUGCCUAACGCUGCCGUCUCUACUGUGCACUCACUCUACCUCACUUUGCACAAACAAGCUCCCGAGGAAACCAUUUCUGGGUCUCCUUUUCAUAAGCUGCAUCAGUAACAAUUUAUUCUACGGGUCCCAUAGUUUCCUAUAGUUCACUAAAAGGAUGUGAAUUUACAGAAAGGUUCCUGGAAAAUACAUAAAGAUGUAAUUUGGUGCGUGCAGUGAGAAAAUGGAGACCGUCCAAUUAGUAAACUUCCAAAUAAUAAAUUUCAUUUAAUUGCUGGUGUAACCUAGAAAGUGUUUUAGUCCGUGCACAGCAGGUCAGUUGAACAU